Physcomitrium patens is the source of this 1281-nucleotide messenger RNA. RefSeq names its product fibrillin protein 5 homolog. NCBI's taxonomy places the organism in Eukaryota, Viridiplantae, Streptophyta, Bryopsida, Funariales, Funariaceae. The record is from RefSeq and is a predicted model, not a curated record.
UGGUAGUAACGAUGCUCAUGGGGUCCGCUGAAAAACGAUUUUGGACCCCCACUUCUUCGGGACCAGCUUCUGUUGGUUGCUGCUUCCACACUCCUCCCCGCGUCUGCUCGGCCCUCGUGCUGUGGUGACUCGCAUUGGCCCCGUCGUCCCUGCUCUCUCGGUGGGGUUGGGAUUUGGUAGAGUGAGGGAGCAAUGGCCCUCGUAGCAAUGACGGCAGCUGCAAUUUCAGGAUUUGGAGUGUCGCAGGCUUCGCCCACUAUUAGCAAUCAUUAUGGUUCGCAGCGCGUAUCCCCUUCGAAUGGCACUGGUCUGGUUUCCAUGUCUAGUCGUUCUUGCGCGCUGCAGAGGAAGGGGGCGGUGCAGACUGUUGUCGAGCUGCGCGCUCGAGGUAAUUCGGGUAAUGUCAAGGAUUCCAGGGUGCGAGUGCGAGGCGAGAAUUUCAAGGUCGCGGCACGGAGCCCUGAAACUGCAGCCUCGGAGAGUAUUAGCAUGGAUGAUUUUUCAUCCGUGGAAGAGUUGAAGGCAGCAUUGAUUAAUUCUCUAGAAGGCUUGAACAGGGGCAUUUUUGGAGUUCAGAAUGCUCGCAAGGUAGAAAUUGCAAGUCUGCUGCAACUUCUUGAGGCCGCUAAUCCAGAUCCUCGACCAACCGACAAUUUGGAUAAGGUGAAAGGCGAUUGGAAACUCUUGUACAGUACUAUUUCAAUUUUAGGCUCUAAGCGGACAAAACUCGGCCUGCGUGACUUCAUCAAUCUUGGUGACUUCGUGCAAAUUAUUGAUGUUGAUCAGGAGAAGGCCGUAAACAGAGUGACUUUCAGCGUCGCGGGCCUCGGGAUGCUAUCGGGUUCCUUCACCAUUGAAGCCUCAUAUAAGAUUGUCUCUCCCACGAGAGUCGAUAUUAAAUUUCAGAACUCCACUUUAGUGCCAGACCAACUCCUUUCUUUGUUUCAGAAGAACUACGACCUGUUGCUUAGUAUUUUCAAUCCAGAAGGCUGGCUGGAGAUCACAUACAUUGAUGACAGUCUACGGAUAGGCCGUGAUGAUAAAGGCAAUGUUUUCCUUCUUGAAAGGAUGUAGUGAGGUAUUAGCAUCCUAUACGAACUCAUUAGGAGGCAGAUGUUGCAUUUAUUUGGUGGCUCUAGGUUGACCAUGUUUGGUUCAAUCUAAGUUGCUGAAAGUUUCAGAUCUUGGCAUUUUUUAAGGUUUUCCUAAUCUCCACCUGAAUCUAAGUACUUCAAAAUUUAAGAUUAGCUGAAAAUAUGCCUGCAAGGGCUUUGUGCUAUC